CACCAGGAAAAUGGUGGCCACCAGGCGAGCAACGCGGCGGAGUGAAUCGGAGGCGGGAAGCAGCGAUCCCCCUGCGGGAGCGGAGGUCUCAAUGGAAGGCAGCGCAUCUGUGAGGACAACAAGGAGCAGAAGUAAAGUAAAUUCCCAUGUGAAUGUCAUUCCUGAAUAUCAUCUUGAGAAAAUGGAGAAAACUGAAACAAAAUUGGAUGUGGAAGAGCCUCUUACUCUGAGUAAGAGUAAAGCUGUGCAUUUAGCAGACCCAGUUGCUGAAUUGCAAGCUGAUGGGGAGAUCUCUGAAGCAGAAUCAAAUUGUUCCUCCUUGUCUGGUCUUCAGACAUCUUCGUUUAUAAGAAUAACAAGAAGGCGGCAAAUUGUAGUUCCUUGUCAGCCGGAGAUUCCAGCGAAAAGCAGGCAGAGCAAGAAAGCUCUUCCGAAUGAAGGAAGCAAAUGUCAAGAUGAUGACGACAUAUCUGAAGCAGAAUCAUGUUCUUCCACUGUUUCGGGAAUGAGGACUCAUAGUGUUACGAGAAGGACUAGAAGUCGGCAAGUCAAGACCAAUGUAGCACCAGUGUGUGAAUCCCAAACUGAAGAGGUCUCUGACACAGAAUCAUGGUGCUCGGGUAUUUCCUCAGAACCAUCUGUUCCGUUUCAACGAAUGACAAGGAGCAUGCGACUGAAGUUGAAAGCAGAAACGUCACAGCCGGAAAGAAAAAGUGAAGUGGUACCGGACGAUGCAGACUUGCCUGAAUGUGCAGCUCUGUCUCAGACAAUAGUAAUCUCUGACUCUGAACAACCCACGAAAUCUGAUUUAGAUGCAGAACAAGCAUCCAAUCUCUCACCUAAUCGCAUAAAUAAGCAGCUGAGCCCCUGUAAAACAAAGUGCCAUUCCGAAUCUGUUGUCGGUAAUGAUCUAAAACAGAUUUCCUCAAGCAGCCCUAAAAAAAUGGCGAGGGAAUGUGUCAAAAAGUCACCUGAGAAAGAGAGGCUGAAAGAUAACGAUUAUGAAUCUGUGGGUAGCACAGAGCUAAAGGCAGGAAGGGACAAAGUUGUAAGAGAAUCGGAUACAAAACAAAUAUCAGCUGAUGUAUAUGAAAUUGUGGAAAGCCCAGAGGUAGUGUGUAAUCAAACCUUAGAAAAAUCCAUAAAAGUAACGGAAAACCAGUCACCUAUAAAGACUACAGACAUGUGUCACCCUGAUCAAUCUAAUAUAUCCCCAACACACACAACUCCUAGUAAAAUUAAAAGUAAUGUGGAAUCCCAGAAGUUGGGUACCAGAAAAGUUAAACAAGGCUGUUUGCAUCAUGUAGAAGAGACAAUAGAUGAGCCAUCUGAAGUAGGUGGCCCACAAACUGAUACUAUCCCAUCACAAACUGUUGAAAGCAGUGAUGAUGAGGGCAGGGUUUCUGUUGUGAGUAUAAACAGUGAUGAAAGUCCAGAGGAGCCAGUGGCUGAAUCUUCUUCAAGUGCAACCAAAACAACAGGACGUGACAAAUGUUUCACUGUGUCGCUUCUUACAAGCGAUGAGACUGAAGAGUCUGAAAACAGCGAUUUGGAAGAAAUGAAUGAAAAGGAAAUGACUGCUAGCUGUGCAGAUACUGGUAAUCAAAGGGCAUCAACCUUGACUGAAUCACAGGGUGAAGAACUGUUUGUCAUUGAUAAAACUCCUGGCCUGGACCCCGGGAAAGCAUAUUAUUUAGAGAAGGAGGAGGACACCAUGGCUGAUGAAGAAAGUGAGGAAUCCUCGGACUUGGAAGAUGAUGAAGAGGAGUUCAUAGAUGAAGCUGAAGAUGUAUUAAAUGCAAAUAAUGAAAUCUUAUCACUUUCAAGCAGCAUUGAUCCCGGUCUGAAUAUUAAACAACUUGGAGGCUUAUAUAUUACUUUUGAUGCAGGAAAGCAGAAGCCUGGAUCUCAAGGAGUUGUGCCGCUAAAGGAGAAAAAGAAAGAUGAGCUUUUGCAGAAGAGUAUUAUAACUCCAGAUUUUGAAAAAAAAGAAUGUAUUCCACCCAUAAGAGAAUCAAUCCACCAGUUAAAGAAACAACGCAGGGCAGAGCGAGCGAAAACUACAGGGGAUGGCUGGUUUGGUAUGAAAGCUCCAGAAAUGACGGAUGAAUUAAAAAAUGACCUUAAGGCUUUGAAGAUGAGGACAGCCAUAGAUCCUAAACGAUUUUAUAAAAAGAAUGAUAGAGAAGGUCCCCCCAAAUACUUUCAGGUUGGAACUGUUGUGGAUUCUCCAGCUGACUUCUAUCAUGCUCGAAUUCCCAAGAAAGAAAGGAAGAAAAACAUUGUGGAAGAACUUCUAGCAGAUUCUGAGUUUAGAAGAUAUAAUAAAAGGAAAUACCAAGACAUCAUUGCUGAAAAGGCAGCCCUUGCAGCAGGCAAGAAGAAUCGGAAGAAGAAGAAAUUUCGCAAAUAGAUUUUGAAACAAAGAAGAUUGGACUUAAUUUUUAAUAGUGAAUUUGUGUUUUGCACACAUGCUGGACUGAGCUUGAUCAUGUCAGCAAUAAGAGGACAGGGCUGGCGCUGGCUUUCCAAUAGUAUUUUGGAAGUGAAAAUGAACUUCCAUACUAAGUACUGAUAAAAGUAUACACUAAAGAGCGUGGAACUCAACUUUAGAGGAAAAAUGUAAUCCUGUGCAAAUUAAACCUUCUGAUAAAACUCAAUCUGUGAGAUUUGGCUGUCAUAGAAAUGUGCAAAGUCUCUGUAUACUUUCCCAUUAAAUUUGUUUAAGAAUUCACAA
Elgaria multicarinata webbii is the source of this 2737-nucleotide messenger RNA. RefSeq names its product deoxynucleotidyltransferase terminal interacting protein 2 (gene DNTTIP2). Gene Ontology annotation, molecular function: RNA binding. The transcript has 7 exons. The coding region runs from base 11 to 2413 and encodes 800 amino acids. Gene Ontology annotation, biological process: RNA processing. Gene Ontology annotation, cellular component: nucleolus. NCBI's taxonomy places the organism in Eukaryota, Metazoa, Chordata, Lepidosauria, Squamata, Anguidae. The record is from RefSeq and is a predicted model, not a curated record.